Neospora caninum is the source of this 1521-nucleotide messenger RNA. RefSeq lists its product as hypothetical. Bases 1 to 1521 code for a protein of 506 amino acids. The transcript is spliced from 5 exons. The record is from RefSeq and is a predicted model, not a curated record. NCBI's taxonomy places the organism in Eukaryota, Apicomplexa, Conoidasida, Eucoccidiorida, Sarcocystidae.
AUGGCGGAGGGGGCUCGGCCUGGUGCGCCUGCUCUUUUCUGGUCUGCCGCCGAACUGGCGGCCAACCCUCGACAAUUUGCCGCCUUUCAGUGGGUAACAGGUUUCGCAGAGGCGCUUACUGUCGGCUCCCCUCGAAAACCUGAAGAAAAUGCGAAUGAAGGACACGAAGACGCAGGAGGGGCUUCUUCGCCUGCCGUCGUGAAUCUAAAGUUCAAGGGCUGGGAAAAGGGUCCAAGGAACAGUGCAGCGAAUGCACGGCGAGUGGCGAAGGCUUUCUCAGCAGUCAUUCCGGAGUCGGCGAAACUGCACCUUUUCACCAUGGGACGUGAAACCGAGGACCCGGAGUUCGACUCUGCCGCUAUGAGGAUGGAAAUCCCCGGCUUUGGCCUUGUCUCCGGCGGCGUCGACUUGGUCAUUGCCAAGGGUGGCGGGAGCCUACGCCGACCGCCUCCGCAUAACGGCCUCACCAUGAUGGACGACGCUCAAGCAGUUAUCGAGUGCGACUUUGACAUCUCGGCAGUCUCGCGGAAACAGCUGCGCCAGCUGUACGUGAAGACCGUCCUCGUGCACCUCCUGAGAGAAAAGCCUGUCCCCGUCUAUCUCACCGAUCUGCAGAGCGGCGCCAUCCGAGCGUCUGUUCUGUCAGGCCCGCGGGGUGUCCCCAUGGUGAUUUACGAGCGCUUGAGUUCCGAAGGCUUCAUCCACGAGUUGCAGCACGGACACAGGAAACCUGCGAUGACAGCCAAGACCGUCAGUGCGAUUCGUCGCUUCAAGUAUGGAUGGUGCACUGCGGAGCUGCGCACGCGGCCGCCGUUCGCGCUGGACGGUCGCGCAGGAAGGCACUCUGAAGGGGGCGAGUCGGUACCGGCAAAUCCGACUGUGCAGAUGCCUGCCUCGAACCCGGGCGUUGCCUCUGUUGCUGCGCCGGGAGUGGCUACGGGAGGCGCGCUCUCGACUAACCCCGCGGUGAGCGGCGAAGGAGACAGCAAAGAAGCCUUUGUCACGCCGAAGAAGCGAGGCCGGAAGCCCCGGGAUCCGUCCGUGUCGCCGGCCGUCACGAAUGCCUCCCCUGGAGAGGCGGAGGGAAACGCUGCCGCAAAAGCCAAAGCUGGAGGCGCUGCGCCGAAGCAGAGGGCCGCGCCUAAGAAAAUGAAGAUAGAGGCUGCCGCCAGUGCGGCCCCGACCUCCGCAAACGGAGGAAAGAACGCGGCGGAAAAUGCGCCCACCCCGAGCGUUCCUGCCGCAGCGGCGACCAGCCCAACUGUAGCUCCAGCGCCGAAGGCGAAAGCUGCAGCGUCACGUGUAGCGAACACAGAUGCGAAGACACUUGAAUCCGAUUCAGAUUCCUCCGACUCGUCCAGCGAUGAUUCCGACACAGAACCGACCCCAGUCGCCAAGGCCGCGGGGGCCGGGGCAAAAGCCAGUCAAGACGGCGCAGGCUCGAGUGUCGCCAGGCGCGCAGCUGCUGCACAGGACUCGGACUCGUCAGAUAGUGAUGACUCGAGCUCGGAUGAAGACUGA